Medicago truncatula (barrel medic) is the source of this 1317-nucleotide messenger RNA. Its product is annotated as glycine-rich RNA-binding protein 2, mitochondrial. The transcript is spliced from 6 exons. Lineage: Eukaryota; Viridiplantae; Streptophyta; Magnoliopsida; Fabales; Fabaceae. The record is from RefSeq and is a predicted model, not a curated record. Gene Ontology annotation, molecular function: RNA binding. The coding region runs from base 169 to 999 and encodes 276 amino acids.
GGGCCUAGGCCUACCUUUCUUAAAAGAGAAGAAACAUGGGUGCAUUUUGAAAUGCUUUUCUGCAUCUACAUAAACCCAUUUCCUUAACCAGAAAAAAAUACAAAUAUCUUGGUUAGGGUUUAAGACACAGACAAGCUCAAAAGAAAACGCAGGUUACAAGUUACAACAAUGGCUUUCUUUGGUAAACUUGGGAAUAUUCUACGACAAGGGGUAAACCGGAAGAUUGUUUUGGAAUUGCGUCCGGCCCCAUCUGCUCUCCAGGCUAUAAGAUGCAUGUGUUCUGCUCCAACCACAAAGCUGUUUAUAGGGGGUAUUUUACAUCUGUCCGUUGCAGGUGUUUCAUAUUCAACUGAUGAAAAUAGUUUGAGGGAAGCUUUUUCAAGAUAUGGUGAAGUUCUUGACGCAAGGAUAAUUAUGGAUCGUGAAACUGGUAGAUCUAGAGGAUUUGGCUUUAUCACAUUCAAUUCAGUUGAGGAAGCAUCUAGUGCCAUUCAGGCCUUGGAUGGUCAGGAUCUUCAUGGUCGUCGGGUUAGGGUAAAUUACGCUAAUGAAAGGCCUCGUGUAUAUGGCGGCGGCGGCGGUUCUUAUGGUAAUGCGUCAUACGGUGGUGGAGCUGGGUAUGCAGGUGCUUAUGGUGGCUCUCCAUACGGUGGUGCUUCAAGUGGCGGUGGAAAUGUAGAUGGAGGUUAUGGGGGUGGUGGCUAUGGUGGAGGUAGCUCUGGACCAGGUGCCAAUUAUGGGGGUAGUAACUAUUCUGCUCCUAAUAGUUUCGGAACUAGCAAUGCUGGUAGCGGCAUUGGCUCUGCUGGUGGAUAUGAUGGAAGUGGGGGGAUGGAAUAUGGCGGCCGUGCCCAAUUUGAUAGCAAAGACUGUGGUAAUGUAAAUGAGGACUUGGGAGGUGACGGAGACUCGAUCCAUGGAAAUUUUAGCGAUGGUGAUGAUGUUGAGGACUCGAUCAAUGGCAAUGAUGAUACUGAUGAUUUUGCUAAAAGGGCCUGAUGGAAGCUUAGCUGGUAGUUUUCUAUUAUCCAUGUACCCCUGCCUCUAGCCUACUCCCUCAUAAAUUUUGAGGAAUCAGCCGGAAACCGAUUUCAGGCAUGACAUUUUGACCAACAAAACAUGGCAAAGAAUGUUAUCAAUCUUAUGCAUCAAUUUUCCCUAUCUCCGUAAGAGUGGAUCAUCUUAUUUUUAUUGCUUAAUUUGAGGUGAUUUAUCGUUUCACUAAAUUGAGAUACUUAAAUAGCAUGUAAAUCAAUGAAUUGUUGCAAUGUGGAAAUUUUACAUGAGUAGUUUAUUUUGAAGUUAUUAUUAUUACUA